Molecule: messenger RNA, 4516 nt
Organism: Harpia harpyja (harpy eagle)
Lineage: Eukaryota; Metazoa; Chordata; Aves; Accipitriformes; Accipitridae
Gene: SHOC1
Product: shortage in chiasmata 1
Exons: 28
Coding region: 1-4350 (1449 amino acids)
Biological process (GO): resolution of meiotic recombination intermediates
Cellular component (GO): condensed nuclear chromosome
Molecular function (GO): single-stranded DNA binding; ATP hydrolysis activity
Source: RefSeq, a predicted model, not a curated record
AUGUUUGCAGCUUUAAAGUAUCUCUCAACAGAUUAUUUAUAUGAGAGCACGGCAAGGCAGAAGUUUUCCAUCUGGAGAUUGUCACUUUGCUUUCCUCCCUGUUUACAUCAAGAUGAAAAGUAUCAUCUCACUGGACUCUUUGCUGAUGACAAGUAUAGGAAGCCAUGGACUAGAAUUACUUCAACACAGAACAUGAUCGGUAUUUCAGUAUUGGAUCAAUGGAAGAAAAGUUUAUCCGUGGAGGAUUUCCUUGAAAAGAAACCUAUCGCCUCUGUAGAGUUCUGUAUUAGUAAUGAAUUAAUAGAAGUUAUUCCAAGUUCAAAUCCCUGCUCUCAGACUGACACAGAAGGACCUCUUUUACUUACAAAAAAUGUUUUUAAGGAAGAAUCCACACAAGACAAAUAUUUGAAGACUGACUAUGCCACUGAAUUUAAAGAACAAUGGCAAGAUUUAUAUAUAGAAGAGGAACUUGUUUUUAUUGAUAAUCUUGAAAAUUUUCGUAAAAACCUGCCUACUUCAUCUAUACUUCUGAGUAGGCUACAGUUUUUUUUAGUGAAAGAUCCUCUUUUAGGUUCUGAAGGACAGAAUUUGACAGAAGAGAACAUUUUCAGGGAAUGUUUGACUUUCCAAAAUGAAGUGGAGAUGCAAGAGAGUAAAAAAGAAUUGCAGGGGAUUAAAGAGAACUUCUGUACCAUAUCUGUAAAAGAUGAAGAGUAUUUCAUCUUGCCUGUUGAGUUAGAAUUCUGCAAACCCAGCAAUAGCAGAUCAGAUUCUGUUAAGAUUCCAUCAUACUUGGAACUGAAAGAGUUGUUAAAUUUAGCUCCAGAAACUAUGGCUGAUGAAGACAUGUGCAAAGAGAUGAUCAAAGAAGAUCUCAAAGCAGAAAUUACAUACAAAAUAGAAAUUUCCAAGUACUAUCCCAUACCACAAGAGGCUUGCUCCAGUGAUAGUAGAAGUAUGUUGGAAUUCUGUGAGUCAGCUAAAUAUGUUCCAUAUCUGAAAGACAAAAUGGAAGUACCUUUAAGUCCUCCAUGCAGACAACAAAGAUCAUGGGUUAAUUUUCUGUGCACAGGACUUCAAGAACCUAUUCCUCUUUCUGAUAACAGUAUUUUGAUUACAGAGCCCUCUAGGGAAUACUUAGUAUCUUCGGUGUGGCAAUCAGAGAAGUAUCAGGAUAGUAUGAACUCUCUUUUGUUGGUCGCGCCUCAGACUGUUAAACUUGCUUAUCAGCGUCAUUCGCUUACAGAACUGAAGGAAGUGCUACAAGUUGAGGUAGAAGCACCAAUGCUUAGCUCACUAGAGGAGGGCUGGUGGCUUCAUUUGGGUUUAAAUCCAGUCUCCAUAGAAACUUUGGAGCAAUUAAACAUGGAUGCCAGUAAUGCAAACAGUUUGCUUCCUACAGAAGUAGAAACGUUCACACAAUUUACCUCGUAUCAGUUAGAAGGAUGGCUUAAAGAGAAGAAUUCUUUGACAAACCAGGAUAUGCUUUCUGCUGAAAAACAUCAGUCAGACAAAGUAAUUAAUCUUUACAUGUCACCACAGUCUCAAAGUCAGUACUUUGCCCUGCAUAUGAGUCCUGCAUCAUCUGCCAAAAUUCACAAUAAAAAUACAUCUGUGGAAGAGCUUACUGGAGGAAGCAUAAAAGAGAAUAAGGUAGAAGAGGCAAUUUAUUUCUUAAACCAAGAAGAGAAAACCCCCAAAUCAUCUGAAUCAACCAGCUGUAAAGAUGUGUCUUCUAAACAAGACAACUCAUCCAGUCGUCAAAAAUCUGCAUCAUUUGCACUUGCUACAAAAUGGUACAACGAUGAUUCUGAUCUGAGCAACUUUAUCAUGCUGAGAUCUAAAUGUACACUCAUCCAAAGAGAGGAAAAAAAUUAUGUAGGUAGUCCUGAAAAAGUUCUACAACAUGAAGAACAGCAUAUGCAUGUUCACAAAGAGGACAGUUCUGUUUGUGAGACUGUGAGAAAAAAGGAAAAAGAACAAGAGAGUGAGGACAGUGUCACAGUCAAUAUUCAAGCAUCAGAAAGCCAAUGCCAGGCAUACUGCCUCUUGGAAGAAGCAGCCACUCCUGUUCUAAAAGAUUUGACAGAUCUGGGUGUACUUGCUUCUGUAAACUGGAGCUUUGACAGCGUUAAACGUGAUCAUACAAGGUUUUUCUUAAAACAGCAAGAGAAAGUGAUAAGUGAUGUUUUUAAAGAAGGUAAAAUAGAUGAGAAGGAGAACAUGCUGUUCAGACAUGCUGCUCUGGUGCACCUGCUGGUGACAGUUCGAGAUCUUCUAUUAACAUGUGGCUUGGACACAGCACUAGGUUAUUUGUCCGAGGCAAAGGAUAUCUAUAAAAACAUCUUGGAAUCCUGUUUGAAUAAUAUAUGGAGGCAGCUGAAGAUUGUACAGUACAGCAGCCAGAAAAAGCAUGAAACAAAUCCAAAAAUAACAGAGCUUCAGUGUCAAAUGUUAAAUUGGAUGCAAAGUUGUGGAGAGAAACACAGUGUUAAGAUACUAGUCAUAAUAAGGAUGGACUCUGAGAGAGAAAAAACUGCCCUCAUUCACACUUUAUCUGGAGUAGAAGGUUUAAAAGCUAUGGAUUUGGAUUCUGAGAAAAAAGGAACCAUUUUAGGUUAUAAAGAUAUUAUAAGCAACCUUAGUAGAUAUUCCUGUGCUAUUGUGCAUAAUCAGCAAAUUGGAGCUGACUUCCCUUGGACACACUUCUCAUUAGUAAUGGAAUACGAUUAUUCUGAAAACUCUUGCUGGAAAAAUAUGUGCAAAAAUCUGAACGUUACUUACAUGACUUUUAAAACCAUCCUCCCUGAAACAAUACACAUGAGGAAUCACUCUGGUUCCUUUCUUCUGGAGGUACAGAUUCCAUAUGUAUUUCUGACAACUGAAGAUCUUCUUAAUAUGCCAGAUAUUCUUCAGCUUUUGGAAUCCAAGUACAGCAUUGCCUUUGUUGAAAGAAGCAGUAGUUACUCGUUAAGGCUCUUUGGAAGUACAAAUCGAUAUGUUGUGUUAACAAUAGAUGAAUGUACUGCUAUCUUUUUACAGAGUAUGGAAGAACUGAAUUAUGAGAAAUCCUGUGACAAUGUAUUAUCGAAGCUGAUGGCAUUAUCGCUCCAAUAUACAUGCUGUUGGAUUGUUUUCUAUUCCAGAGAAAAACUGAGUUUAGAGUACAGUCUCAGGGGAGAUACUCUGCUUAACCUUGUCUUAAUUUAUGCCACUCUAAUUGAACUUACACGGAAGUCAGAAGACUUUGAAGUGAAGGUAGUUCUUAUGCCAGGGAUUGAAGAGACAGCACUGGUAAUUCGUCAGAUUGCUGACAACAGUUUCACAGCAUCUAAUAUCAAUCCUCAUGAGUGGUUGGACAAAUCCUGGCUUUCUGUCUUGCCAUCUGAGACAGAGAAAUGCCUGCUUACUUUUCCAUGUAUCAACCCUCUGGUUGCUCAGUUUAUGUUGAAGAAGGGAUCUUCGCUGAACAGGUUGUUUCUUGCAAGCUUUGAUCAACUUCAGGAACUUCUGCCAGAGGUUCCAAAAAAAGUUUUAAAGCAUUUUAGUGACAUGACAUAUUCAUACAGCCUAAAUGCUGCUGCUCCACUAGAAACAGCAGUGAAAGGUGCAUCACCCCCAGAAAACUGGAGUAGCUUCAACACAUUCUAUCCAGAUUAUAAACAAAGUCAUCCGUCUUUAGAGCUGCUUGGAACAUCUCACAUGGAUUCUGAAGCCAUAAUUCCUCCAUUGAAUCAUCAUCAGGAUUUGUUUGACUCUGAUCUUCCAAGCCAUACAGAAAAGAAAUCAUGUUCUUCAGAAGUAAUUACAGGGAGGAAGCAGCAUUUCUUUGCUGUGCCAAAGGACUGUAAAGAUUUUGCUAAUCUAGAUGUUAUGAAUUCUCUUCGUGUUCAAAGACAGCCUUUCAGGACACACUAUAUCCCUGAUCAUUUUUCCAAAAACUCUGAAAAUGAGGAUUUCUUUGUAACUUUCAGUGACUAUGCACCUCGGGAGAGCUAUAAGAGUUUUCUAGAAGAAUUUAGAAACACAAAAGUUAAGAGCCCAGAAAUUCUGAUUGACCAGACCCCAUGGAAUGACUGUUCAUCCAGGGGCCCAUGUGAUUCAUUUGCAUCUGGUAGUUUUCGCUCUCAUUUCUUUGUUGACCCAGAUGAGCUUCAAAGUGUGAAUUUUCACCAAAUAGGUAGAGAAUCUGGAAGAAAGAGAAAACAAAGUCCACCAUUCUUAGGGACAAAAAAAAAAAAUUUUCCAGAUCCACGAUUUGCAGAACCACCAAAGUUCAAAAAAAGGAGAUUGACAUAUGAAAGAGUCCCUGGAAGAAGAGAUGGACAAACACGACUUAAAUUAUUUUGAAUGGAAUGGGGAUUUGCAUACUACACAUACUUUUUUUGAAUUAUUAAACUCCUUGAAGGGAAAUAGAUUAAUUUUUUUGUUGUUGUUCAUUUUUAGAGAGAAAUUAGGGUUUGGGAAUCCUUACUAAUUCAGGAUUCUUUUGUAUGUUUUAAAAAUUUCACUAAAC